This is a messenger RNA of Caenorhabditis remanei, 375 nucleotides long. RefSeq lists its product as uncharacterized. Lineage: Eukaryota; Metazoa; Nematoda; Chromadorea; Rhabditida; Rhabditidae. The transcript has 3 exons. The coding region runs from base 1 to 375 and encodes 124 amino acids. The record is from RefSeq and is a predicted model, not a curated record.
AUGUGGAUUUUUACAAUUUUGUAUUUCUUGGAAAUAUUCACUGAUUUUGUCGAUAAAGUGACUGACCGGAUCUCCAACAUCUCUUUCACAGGCUCCCGUGAUGUGCCGGUUGGAAUGUCAAAAUCGGAAAAACAAUAUAAUGAAACUAAGUCUGCUGUUGGAAAAAAAUGUUUGGGUGAAGUAGACACGAGAAAGGAAGACGAAGAGUGGUUAACCACUGUUUAUGAUGGAUCUUGUAUGGCUGGAAACAGCUUUAAAUGUUUUUUGGCUACCACUCCAGGCGAGAAUCGAGAAGCCAAAGUGAGCAGAUGGAACAAGUUCUACAAUAACUUGAGAACCUUCUUCCGUAUUUUUCGCAUAAACCGUAAUUUUUAA